Molecule: messenger RNA, 2936 nt
Organism: Chlamydomonas reinhardtii
Lineage: Eukaryota; Viridiplantae; Chlorophyta; Chlorophyceae; Chlamydomonadales; Chlamydomonadaceae
Exons: 6
Coding region: 373-1773 (466 amino acids)
Source: RefSeq, a predicted model, not a curated record
GAGGGGGCCGUGGGAUACCUUAAGAGCUAUUAAGGACCUGUGUGCUGCGUACAGUAAAGCAAAGCUGAGGGUAGGACUUCUUGCUCCAUUAGUCGCGGGGUCGUCGAUUCGGGUGCGCGCAAAGAGGCGCAAGUAGUCUCGUAGCCAGAACUUGUGUAUAGAUGUCCUGAUACCUUGUUCAUUGUAGUAGCGCUUACAACACCCAGUGAACGCGCUGAGUUCCCAGUUAUCGACAGCAUCCGACGGGGCCUUGGUCCACCCGCUUAGACGAGCGGCGCCGCCAGUACACUGCACAGGUCCGGCCUGUAACAGGGUCGGUGGAGGUUGUUUGGCAGAGAGGCGAAGCUUCGGCACGCCCAGGACCCCUAUAAGAUGCCGAGCCUCAACCUGCUUGUUGUGGGCGAUGAGAAGCAGCUUGGGGACUUUGAAGAGGCUCUGGAGGGCUGCAAGCGAUAUGUCGGCCCCAUCAAGCUAUUCUCUGCGCACAAGGCCGUUGAUGCGGUCGGUCGGCUUCAGAAACUCGUGCAAACUUGCGGUCAAUGCCACGCGGCGCUGCUGAGCAACCACUUCACGCAUCCUGGCAAGGAGGAGUUCAGCGACACGCUGCGGAAGGUUAUCAAGGAGAAGUACCCCGACGUGCCGGUCAUUUGCUGGGGCAACACGAAGAAGGGCGGCGACCUCGGCAAGCACUAUCACGCCACGCUGGAGUGGGGCAAGGACGGCGGCGACGUGAACACGCUGGUGGACAUGCUGAAGCAGGUGCAGGCGGGCCAGCUCAAGGCCGACUACGGCGCCAAGGCGGCCGAGUCGUCGCGCAAGUCGCUGGACCGCCGCAACAGCCUGGACAGGUCCGACAGCAUCCGCGCCGGCGGCCCCGCGCGCACCGACUCCCUGCGCCGCUCCGACUCCACCACGAGGCGCGUCAGCGUCGACGCCCCCGCGCGCCCCGACCGCACAGCCUCGGUGCGUCGCGGCGAGGAGCCGGCGGCGGCGGCGUCCUCGCCCUCGGGCGCCAUGGCCAGUCCCUCACUGCGGCGCAAGAGCGUGGACGGCCCAGGCGCCAUGGCCCACAGCCCCAGUAUGAACCACGGAGGCAUGAGUGGUGGAGGCAUGGGCGGAAUGGGCGGCGGAAUGGGCGGCUUCGGCGCCUCUCCGAGCAUGAAUGCGGGGAUGGGGAUGGGCAUGGGCGGAUACGGAGCCUCCCCCAGCAUGAAUGCGGGUAUGGGCAUGGGCAUGGGCGGAAUGGGCAUGGGAAUGGGCGGCAUGGGCGGAAUGGGGAUGCCCCAAAGCCCCAGCAUGAACGCUGGAAUGGGCAUGGGCGGUAUGGGCAUGGGUAUGGGCGGCAUGGGCCCGAGCCCAAGCAUGAACGCAGGAAUGGGCAUGGGCGGAAUGGGUGGAAUGGGUGGAAUGGGUGGAAUGGGCGGGAUGGGCGGGAUGGGCGGCGGCAGCAUAGGCGGCGCCGCCGAUGUGAGCCUCAUGAUGUCGGGCAUGUCGCUUGGCGGCGCCGCGCCCGCCCCCGCGCCGCCGCCGCCGCCCGCGCCCGCGGCCGGCGGCAACAGCGAAAUGAUAAAGAUGUUGGCGGAGGAGGUGGUGCGGCUGCGCAAGGCGGUGGAGGAGAAGCGCGCACGUGAGGCGGAGGCGCACUCGCUGCAGGAGCAGCUGGCGGCGCUGCAGGCGCAACAGGCGGCGCUGCAGGCGCAGCUGGGCGGCGGCGGCGGCGGCGGCGGCGGGAUGGGCAUGGGCAUCGGCAUGGGCAUGCCCAUGGGCAUCUGAGGGCGGGUGGCGGCGCGUCACGGCGGGGCGGGGCGCGGGCUGGCGUGCUGGAGGAGGGGAAGCGAGGUGCCUGGCGACCCAGGCUGUGGGGUGUGUGGGCUCGCCUGGUGGGGGUCUGGGCGGGCUUGUCUAUGAACUGAUCUGACGAACCCGGCCGGCAGGCUUGCAUAAUUUGUGUAAUGUGUGUGUGUGUCAGAGCCGGGCGACAGCAUUGCUUUUGGGGGGCUCGCUGCAGUGGAGCAGGCGGCGUCCGCGUCACGUGGAUGGCGUGUUGACAGGCGGUUGGCAGGACGUGCUGCUUUACAUUGGGUGGGGUGCGCGGAUGGGGUUCUGUGGCGUAAUCGAGUCCAUGCGAGGAAUGCCCGGACACUGAAUCUGCGUUGAGUACUCCGUCGGCGUUGCGGGCGCGGAGCGGAAUGGCACGGGGUCCUCGGCCUGUGAUAGUUCGACUGGGUCAGAUGAGGGUGGUGGUUCCUUGGCUGGGCGUGGGUUGCGGAGGAUCGAUGAAGCCAUUGCUAACUUGUGAAUUGUCGGCUGCAAUCCGACGUAUUGCCGACCUAUCCUGGCAUAUGAUUUUAGGGCCACAGGGCACUGGGACAGCCAUGCUUAAUGCGCCCACUGCAGACGACUGGUAUGACUCCAUUGAUCAUGAUCUUGACAGAUGCGGUGUGAUGUUGCCCCAUGUAUGGGAGUAAGCGGUGGUGGGUUGUGAUAGCGCGUGAGUCCAUUGACACGAUAGAACGUCAUUGGGGGGCCUGUGCGCGUAGGACAGUUCCUGCAAGGCGUGUGUCGUGCGGAACGACUGCGUGCGAACGCGGGGAAUCCAAAUAAAGACUUCUGGCUGGGCUGCUGAGGCCGCAACACCCGCCCAAGGAUGUCUGGGGCAGGGCAAGCCAAGCGGGUAGUUGCCUGCGGUGCGGUUCGUGUUCGGGCAGUGCGCUCGGUUGGCAGCCCUUGGUCUGGGGCAUACCUAGCCGUCGCAUGUGCGGUACAUAGCACCUAGCCAGUGUGUGUAGGGUGCACCCUUCAUGAAUGCUACAGGGGCUGCGACUUGUUACGAGAAUGAACGCGCUGGAAAUUAAGCGCUCACUAUUCAUUUGCGCGAGGGAGGGGGCCGAGGGGGCCGAGUUUCCAGACCCCUUAGGUUGUAAUAAUGCACGGCC